Molecule: messenger RNA, 2289 nt
Organism: Vigna unguiculata (cowpea)
Lineage: Eukaryota; Viridiplantae; Streptophyta; Magnoliopsida; Fabales; Fabaceae
Product: Tetratricopeptide repeat (TPR)-like superfamily protein
Biological process (GO): RNA modification
Molecular function (GO): protein binding; RNA binding
Source: RefSeq, a predicted model, not a curated record
AAUAAUUAGAUAUAUAUAAAAAAAAAAAACGAGAAUUUAAAAUCCUUAGAUAUAUCAACACAGGUAAAGAUGCUAAAACCCUGAAUCCCCAUCACCAUGACUGAACGGAAGAAACUUGAUUUGGAGUGACAGAGGAUAAAAGAAGUCAUAUGUUUUCAGAGUACUAAUUUAGGAUUGAUUUCUGGUACCACAGUUACUGGUAUGCUAUGCAUGGUCUCCUCAGAAGCCCAACAUUGCUCAGGAUUCCCGCCACAAAUGGCAUCAUCAACCAUCGCUUUUUCCGAUCAGAACACCAAAGAUAUGCUGAACUCAUUGACAUAUACGCUCGCGAUCGAGCAUUGCACCCCGGCAAGAAGCUUCACGCGAGCUUAAUCACCAAAGGUUUCUCUCGUUUCAACGUAAUUGCUUCUAACCUCGUAACCUUCUACGUGUGCUGUAGCCAACUCUCCCACGCGCGAAAACUGUUCGACAAAAUUCCCACCACAAAUGUCCGCCGUUGGAUCGCCUUCAUUGGCACGUGCGCUCGCUGCGGCUUCUACGAUCUCGCGCUGGCGGUGUUCUCUGAGAUGCAAGCCAUUCCAGGGCUUACGCCAAACUACGUAUUCGUCAUCCCCAGCGUUCUCAAAGCUUGCGGCCACGUUGGGGAUCGGAUCACCGGAGAGAAGACGCAUGGCUUGAUUUUGAAAUGUUCGUUCGAAUUUGAUUUUUUUGUGUCCAGUGCAUUGAUCGUUAUGUACUCCAAGUGUGCGAAAGUUGGGGACGCGCGCAAGGUGUUUGAUGGGAUGGUUAUGAAAGACACGGUGGCUCUAAAUGCUGUUGUUGCUGGGUAUGUUCAACAGGGUUCUGCAAAUGAGGCACUGAGUUUGGUGGAAAGUAUGAAGGUGAUGGGUUUGAAGCCAAAUGUGGUGACUUGGAACUCUUUGAUAUCUGGGUUUUCGCAGAAGGGUGACCUAGGAAUGGUGUCUGAGAUUUUUAGGUUGAUGAUUUCAGAUGGGUUGGAGCCAGAUGUGGUAUCAUGGACUUCUGUUAUAUCUGGUUUUGUGCAGAACUUUCGUAAUAACGAGGCAUUUGACGCGUUUAAGCAAAUGUUGAGUCACGGGUUCUGCCCAACUUCAGCUACUAUAAGCACCCUUUUGCCUGCUUGUGCUACUGCAGCAAGAGUUAGAGUUGGGAGAGAGAUUCAUGGCUACGCUUUGGUGACUGGGAUGGAGGGAGAUUUAUAUGUAAGGAGUGCUCUUGUUGACAUGUAUGCAAAAUGUGGGUUCAUUUCUGAAGCAAGGAAUUUGUUUAGUAGGAUGGCUGAGAAGAACACGGUUACUUGGAACUCCAUCAUUUUUGGUUUUGCGAAUCAUGGGUAUUUCGAGGAAGCUAUUGAGCUCUUCAAUCAGAUGGAGAAGGAAGGGGCUGCCAAGCUGGACCAUUUAACUUUCACGGCAGCUCUCACUGCAUGCAGUCAUGUUGGAGACAUUGAACUUGGGCAGAGGCUGUUCAAGGUGAUGCAUGAAAAAUACGGUAUUGAGCCACGGCUGGAGCAUUAUGCGUGCAUGGUGGAUCUUCUUGGUCGAGCGGGGAAACUCGAUGAAGCUUAUUGCAUGAUAAAGGCAAUGCCUAUUGAACCUGAUUUGUUUGUGUGGGGUGCAUUACUGGCUGGUUGUAGAAAUCACGGGCAUGUGGAGCUUGCGGAAGUGGCUGCUCUACAUUUGAUGGAAUUAGAGCCCGAGAGUGCUGCAAACCGUCUUCUGUUGUCUAGCCUAUAUGCCGAUGCAGGCAAAUGGGGAAAGGUUGAGAGGAUCAAGAAAAGGAUAAAGAAGGGAAAACUCAGAAAACUUCAAGGCUUGAGUUGGAUAAAUAAUUUAUAACAUUAUAGGUCGGUAGGCCAUAGGUUUUUGCUUCAUGGAGAGAAUGGUGCACCUAGAGAUAUAAUUUUGGAUCUAUCCUCUUGUGUUCUUCUGAGGCGACAUUUCCUUAACAUACUCCGUUGGACCUAAGCAAUUUCUUGUCCAUAUUGUUGCAUCCUUUUUAGAUAGAUAUUCAAUACGAUGGAAGGAAAAAGAAGACGAGUUGUAGUUCCAUUUCAUUGUCUAGAUUAGAUAUUUACGAAGAAAUAGAUAGCUUGAGUUGCAGAAAAAAGGUGUUGAAACGGAAGUGCUAUUCCACUCCUUUCAUCGUUUAUUCCACUCCUUUCAUCGUUUAGGCAUUUUCCUAUCUAGAAUGAUAGUAAAAAGGGAUGAGAACAACUGAAAUGAAUUUGAGUAUCGACAGACAGAGGUAGUUGUUUCUAUUUUAUUA